Messenger RNA from Aspergillus homomorphus CBS 101889, 3715 nucleotides. Its product is annotated as putative cytoskeleton assembly control protein Sla2. Gene Ontology annotation, molecular function: phosphatidylinositol-3,5-bisphosphate binding; phosphatidylinositol-3,4-bisphosphate binding; clathrin-cargo adaptor activity. Bases 237 to 3368 code for a protein of 1043 amino acids. The transcript has 12 exons. Gene Ontology annotation, biological process: clathrin coat assembly; actin filament organization; endocytosis. NCBI's taxonomy places the organism in Eukaryota, Fungi, Ascomycota, Eurotiomycetes, Eurotiales, Aspergillaceae. The record is from RefSeq and is a predicted model, not a curated record. Gene Ontology annotation, cellular component: actin cortical patch; clathrin-coated vesicle.
CACUCUUUUUUUUUUUUUUUCUUUUCUCUCUCUCCUAGAGUCGGAUCACCGUCUCUUUCUCCUAUCUUUGAAUCCUUCCUCUUUUCCCUUCCCCCUUUCCUCCCUUUAGCGCACUCUUGACUCUGUUCCACUGAUUGAUUAACUUGCGCAUUUCGGGCCCACCGGCUCCCGCCGCACUUCCCCGUCUCCUGAUCCCCUGAACCUUGACUACCACUCGAGAGCUUUGCACCGCCAAGAUGAGUCGCACCGAGGCUGAUUUGGCCAUCAACAUCCGCAAAGCUACCAGCAUUGAGGAGACCGCUCCGAAACGGAAACAUGUUCGGAGCUGCAUUGUGUAUACAUGGGACCAUAAAUCCUCGGCUGCCUUCUGGGCCGGGAUGAAAGUCCAGCCGGUUCUUGCCGAUGAAGUCCAGACCUUCAAAGCACUUAUCACGAUACACAAGGUGCUGCAAGAAGGCCACCCCAUUGUGAUUCGUGAAGCACAACAACAUGCCAAUUGGAUUGAUAGCCUCAUGCGAGGUGUUGGGGGCGAGGGCCUUCGAGGAUACGGACCCUUGAUCCGAGAGUAUGUUUACUUCCUCGAGUCGAAGCUCGCCUUCCACAGAAACCACCCCGAAUUCAAUGGCCUUUUUGAAUACGAGGAGUACAUCAGUCUGAAGUCAAUCAACGAUCCUAAUGAGGGCUACGAAACAAUUAGCGACCUCAUGACUCUUCAGGACCAGAUCGAUGCGUUCCAGAAACUGAUUUUCUCGCAUUUCCAGUCGGGUACGAACAAUGAAUGUCGAAUCUCUGCGUUGGUCCCGUUGGUUCAGGAGAGUUACGGAAUCUACAAGUUCAUCACUAGCAUGCUGAGGGCCAUGCACACAACAACCGGCGACACCGAAGCCUUGGAGCCCCUCCGUGGGCGGUACGACGCGCAACAUUACCGCCUUGUGCGGUUCUACUACGAAUGUUCCAACCUGCGGUAUCUCACCAGUCUGAUCACUGUUCCCAAACUGCCGCAGGACCCACCAAAUCUACUGUCGGAAGACGAUGACCGUCCCGCUCUUCCAAGACGGCCAGCCAAAGAGCCCGAGCCCGAGCCCACUCCGCCUCCUAAGGCGGUAGCUGCAGAUCCUGAACCCAUCAAUGACUUCUGGACUACCGAGGCAAAGCGCCAGCAGGAGGAAUAUGAGGCGGAGCAACGUCGCUUGCAACAGCAAUGGGAAGAACAACAGCGGCAGCAACUCAUGGCGCAGCAGCAGGCUCAGCAAGACUUCGAGGAACAACAACGUCUCCAGGCGGAGCAACAGCGCCUGGCACAUGAGCAGUUGUUGCGCGACCAGUACCAGACUCAAACCCAAGGACGACUGGCUGAGCUGGAGCAAGAGAAUCUGAAUGCUCGGGCCCAAUACGAGCGCGAUCAACUAAUGCUGCAGCAGUAUGAUCGCCGGGUAAAGGAUCUGGAGGAACAGAUGAACCAGCUGACCGCGAACUUGAACCUGCAAAAUGCUUCCAAGGACGACCAAAUCCGGUCCUUGCAGGAACAAGUGAACACAUGGCGGUCCAAGUAUGAGGCUCUAGCUAAGCUUUAUUCUCAGCUGCGCCAGGAACAUCUCGAUCUGCUGCAGACCACGAAGAGUCUUAAGCUCAAGGCUGCAUCGGCUCAGGAGGCCAUCGAGCGGCGUGAGAAGCUUGAACGUGAGCUCAAGACCAAGAAUUUGGAGCUGGCCGACAUGAUCCGAGAGAGAGAUCGCGCAUUGCAUGAUAGAGAUCGUUUGACCGGCAACAACAAGGAGGAGCUAGAGAAGCUCAAGCGGGAGCUGCGGCUUGCUAUUGAGCGCGCAGAGAAUGCCGAGCGCUCGAAGGGCACAGAGAUCUCUACAUUGUUGUCGAAAUACAACCGCGAGAUGGCCGAUCUGGAAGAGUCUCUUCGGAACAAAACUCGUGCAUUGGAGGAAUACACCUCCAGGAACUCCGAACGUCAGGGUGACCACGAGCUCACUCUUCGCGAAAAAGAUGAGGAGAUUGAGGUCUACAAGUCUGGGAUGGAGCAGGCUCUGAUGGAACUCGAGGAGUUGAAGUUGAGCCAAGGCGAUGUGGAUACUGCCCUGGAUACACAAAUCGAUCAGGUUCUGCACGGCACUGUGGCCAAGAUCAACGAUAUCAUCGAUUCUGUUCUUCAGACUGGUGUUCAACGGGUGGACGAUGCUCUGUACGAAGUGGAUUCUACCAUGCAAGCUGGUAACCAGAAUGCCUCUCCACCCUACGUGCUUUCCCAGAUCGAAAAGGCGUCUGCGUCGGCCACCGAGUUCUCGACAGCCUUCAACAACUACAUUGCCGAUGGUCCCAACAGCACCCAUGCGGAAAUUAUCCGGACUGUGUCUAUCUUCUCCGGAUCGAUCGCCGAUGUCCUCAGCAACACGAAGGGAUUGACUCGCCUCGCUAAAGACGAUAAGAAUGCGGAUCAGCUGCUGAAUGCAGCCCGCAAGUCUGCUCAAGCCACCGUACGGUUCUUCCGGGGACUGCAGUCAUUCCGUCUGGAGGGGCUGGAGGCUCUUCAAAAGACUGAUGUGGUGAUCAACAACAAUCUGGAAGUGCAGAGAGAUCUGCAGGCUCUGUCGAAGUUGGUCGAUGUGUUCGCUCCCAAGAGUGCAAGAAUCACCACCAAUGGAGACCUUGGCGACCUCGUCGACCAGGAACUCUUGAAGGCGGCCGAUGCCAUCGAUGCUGCGGCUCAACGCCUGGCUAAGCUCAAGAAGAAGCCUCGCGAUGGCUACACCACGUAUGAGCUCCGGAUCAAUGACGUUAUUCUAGAAGCUGCUAUUGCCGUGACCAACGCCAUUGCCGAGCUGAUCAAGGCAGCGACCGAGUCGCAGCAAGAGAUUGUCCGCGAGGGCCGUGGUAGCUCGUCGCGCACUGCGUUUUACAAGAAGAACAACCGCUGGACCGAGGGGUUGAUCUCGGCAGCCAAGGCUGUUGCCAACUCGACCAACACUUUGAUUGAGACGGCCGAUGGUGUUAUCUCCGGCCGCAACUCGCCGGAGCAGCUGAUCGUGGCCAGUAACGACGUGGCGGCCAGCACGGCUCAGCUGGUGGCGGCUAGUCGUGUCAAGGCUAGCUUCAUGAGCAAGACCCAGGACCGCCUGGAGACCGCUAGCAAGGCCGUUGGCGCCGCGUGCCGGGCUCUGGUGCGGCAGGUGCAGAGCAUCAUCAAGGAGAAGAACCAGGAUGACACGGAGGCAGUUGACUACAGCAAACUUGGCUCCCACGAGUUCAAGGUGCGGGAAAUGGAGCAACAGGUUGAAAUCCUUCAGCUCGAGAACAGCCUUGCUCGGGCUCGCCAACGCCUGGGAGAAAUGCGUAAGAUCUCCUACCAGGAAGAAUAAAUGCGCGAGGAUGAUCAAGGUGAAUGUGGUUGAGCUGUGCGUGGGUUUUGUGUCCGGUUGUCGCGUGUUGGUAUGGGUUCUCAGCGUCAUUGUACCUACUGUUUGGUUUGUCGAUCCGGAAAAGGUGGACCAACAAUCCUUCUCUUGAUUCUCUUUCCUCUGUUGUUAUAACCCUUUCUUCAAGUUCUCUUUCCUUGUCAAUGACAGUCGUGCAUGGUACUGGCAAUUCUUUCUGUUCUUCGCUCGGCCUGAAGCCGAUAUAGUUCUCGCUGUCGCUUAUAGUUUAAUUCCGUUGGAUAUACCAAGAGUCAAGGCCAUGCAUGACCUCUUCCUUUUUCAAUAACAAC